Messenger RNA from Malaclemys terrapin pileata, 1292 nucleotides. RefSeq names its product pregnancy zone protein-like. The coding region runs from base 177 to 734 and encodes 185 amino acids. Gene Ontology annotation, cellular component: extracellular region. Lineage: Eukaryota; Metazoa; Chordata; Testudines; Emydidae. The transcript has 5 exons. The record is from RefSeq and is a predicted model, not a curated record.
GGCAGGCCCCAGGCAGCGGGGAAAUGGCCAGGGCAGAGCUGCCGAACUGCAGGGACGGGAUGGGGCGGGGCAGGAAUCAAUCGCCGGGGGAUCCAUCCCCCCACAGGGCUCGGGGCAGAGGCAGGAGGCCCUUGGAAAGUGCCAGGGACUAAAGGGCUGGUCCCGGGGCUGAUCUAAUGGACAGUCGGCUCCCAAGGAGCUCCUGGGGCCAGGGCCCCUUGCCUGGGGAGCUCAGGGCUGGCCGGGGGCUAGCGGGGAUCACAGCCCAGAGCAGGCAGAGAGCAUUAGAGACGCCUGCAGGGCCGAGAAGAUGGGAGGCGUCCCCUCCCCCUCCAUCCCCCUGGGGUCUGUUACCAGGGCAAACACCGAUCUCAGCGCACGGCUCCUGUUGCAGAUACAGCGGGGAGCGCCCAGCCACCAACAUGGCCAUCAUCGAGGCCAAGCUGCCGUCCGGCUACACCCCCGUCAAGAGGUCCCUGCGGCAGCUGGAGAAGCAGCGUUUGGUGAAGAGGCUGGAGGUGCAGAACGACCAGGUGACGCUCUAUCUGGACCAGCUGACGAAGGAGGCGGCGAGUUUCACCUUCUCCCUGGAGCAGGAUUUCCCUAUGAAGAAUCUCAGAGCAGCCCCAGUGAGACUGUACGAUUACUACGAGACGGGUGAACACACAGAGACUGAGUACAGUGCACCCUGUGGUUCAGCCGCUGACGCCGACACGAUGGGAAAUUCCCACUGAAGCCUCCGCCCCUGCUGGGCAGACCCCUCCCUUCCCAUCCCGAGAGCCCCGCGCCGGCAGCCAGACGCCCCAGGAUCAGGGGGGCACGGACAGGCCUCGUCUCAGCUGCUGCUCUUCCCCGAACCAGCUGCACUAUCCCCCUUAGCACCUUCUUCAGCCAACGCCUCCCUGUUCGCUCUGCAAACAUCCCACCUGCUCUCCCAUCUCUCAGCCUCCAGACCAGCCCGCAUGAUCCCAGCUGUCUGUCACACGCGGGGACCAUUGGCGGCAGUGGGGACCCCUGGGGUUUGCUGCCCGUCCUGCCUGGAGCAGCAGGUUCAGUGUAAAACAAAAUACAAAAACCCACCUCUUUGUGAGGCUGUUUUGUCGCUUUGUGCCUGCCCUGCUGUUACUCCUCACACGGCUCCUGUGCAUCCUUAGAGCAGCCAGAUCCUGGGUCCGUGGCUCUGUCCCCUUCCCCAACCCUUCGGUCAUUGCUCUGGGGUUUGGCUUUAACCCUGGGGAGGCAGCUUCAGCGACAGCCCCCCAGGUUCCAGCCCUGCCUGGCAGAGCUGCCCU